This is a messenger RNA of Patella vulgata (common limpet), 7758 nucleotides long. RefSeq names its product regulator of G-protein signaling 7. The record is from RefSeq and is a predicted model, not a curated record. NCBI's taxonomy places the organism in Eukaryota, Metazoa, Mollusca, Gastropoda, Patellidae. The transcript has 15 exons. Bases 109 to 1830 code for a protein of 573 amino acids. Gene Ontology annotation, biological process: intracellular signal transduction; G protein-coupled receptor signaling pathway; regulation of G protein-coupled receptor signaling pathway.
UUGCGGGAAAAUGUUUGACAUUAAAUACACUAGCAAGCGUAGACUGUGAAAAGUGUAGUCAGUUGUACAGCAACCUGUUAGUUAUGGUGGUUAAUAAACCAUUCGAGAAUGACAAUCAACUCGAGCACAAUGGAAUUCGAUCAAGACCACAAACCACGACAUGUUGUGUACAGCAAGAUGGAGACACUUAUUCAAGAGAUGCAGAACCCAAAAACUGGAGUUUCUGUGAAAUGUCAAAAAUCAUUUCUCUACACUAUUCCAUCUGUUUUUACUGGUGUUGAUGUUGUUAGUUGGUUAAAGAAGAGAUUGAAGAUAUCAGAUUCAGAUAGUGGUGAAGCAACACAUCUGGCUAACUUGUUGUGUAAAUUUGGAUAUUUUUUCCCCGUAUCUGACAGUAAAUUACUUGUUGUUAAAGAUGAUGCAUCCUUGUACAGAUUUCAGUGUCCCUAUUACUGGCCCUCCCAGUCUAUGGUUUCUGACAAUGUUGCUUAUGCAAUCCACCUAGCCAAACGAUCUAUGCGAAAUAAACAGAAACAUGGCCUAGAAGAUUUUGAACAGACAGCAUUGACCAAGUUGCAGAAGAUGUUAUGUGAUAAAUGGGAGUUCAUUUGUACUCAAGCAGAGGAUCAAGUACGAUUAGCUAAAGAACGUAAAAGAACAGAUAAACUUAUAUUAGAUAGUCAAGAGAGAGCGUUUUGGAGAAUACAUAGACCACCACCUGGUCAGAUAAAAUGUAUUGAAGAUGGACCUAAAAGAAAUUUUCAACCCAGCCAAAUGGCAAACCGAAAAAGAAAGAAUCGAGAAUUUUUACAAAAAGAGGUUAUACAUUUAAGGAAUGCUAUCAACAGAUGUAGACUUAAAACGUCUAAAGCAAUAGACAGUUAUUUGCUGCGAGUUGAACAGUAUGAAGACAAUGACCCGUUCUUGUCUGGUGUUUUGCCCUCUAAUCCGUGGAUAACGGAAGAUACAACCUUCUUUGAAACAAAUAGUGAUAUUAUUGAUACACCUACUGAACUGAGAAUAAAGAAAUGGGCUGUUAGUUUUCAUGAACUUCUCACUGAUCCACUGGGACUUCAAGAAUUUGAGAAUUUUCUGAAGAAAGAAUACAGUCAAGAAAAUAUACGUUUCUGGGCAGCUUGUGAGCAACUGAAAUUUUGUCCUGUGUCAGAAAUUCCUGGCAAAAUAGAAUGUAUAUAUGAAGAGUUUUUGACCACAGGCUCACCUCAUGAAGUCAACAUCGACAGUAAGACCAUGGAAAGUGUUCAGUUAAAUCGAAAAUUAAAGAAACCAAGCAGAUUCACGUUUGAAGCUGCAAAAGAACAUAUUUACACAUUGAUGAAAAAAGACAGUUAUCCAAGAUUCCUUCGUUCCGAGCAUUAUAAAUCACUGCUGGCAAAUGCUUUUGCCCCUUUUAGCAAGAAAAAAUUUUUUAAUUUUGGUUCAAGUCGAAAGAAGAAUAAUAAUUUGAGCUUAAGUCCUCAACCUAAGAGAAGGAGUAGUGAAGGGAAGGAUUGUUUUGAUUCAUCUAAUUCGAUUGCUCAUCAUUCUUUUAGUACUGGUAAUUUGAGGGAAUUAGAUGAUAGAACUGUAGUAUUUAGGAGAAGUAACGGAUCAGAUACCAGUUUACCAAGAUGUGAUUCACCAGGUGUUGUUCAUCGUCAGUCAUCGGCUCUUUCAAACAGAAUAGAAAGUCCGAGACGAAGUAAGCUAGAAGUUCCAAAACAUCUCUCGGUUAAUAUGUGUGAAAAUAAAACGGAAGCCACCACCUGUCUAGCUAUAGCAGUACCAAGUAAAACCAAUGUUGUUGCACCAUGGGAAGGACCAGAUUAAUCAACAUAGUUACCACUAUAUAUAGUAUCUCUGAUCUCAUUCAAACAGAUUCUAUCUAGUUGUAGUGUAAAUGAAACGGUCUUGAGGUUUGUUUGAAUGAGAUUUAGUUUUUAAAUAUUCAUUUUGAAUCUAAACUUGUACAUGUAUGAUAUUAUUAUGCUAGAGAAAUAUUUAACAUUAUAGAGUUAUACAAUGUUAUGACACAAUGGAAAGUGCAUGCAUAAUUCAUGUUAUUUUGUGCAUAUUGACUUGAAAUGGUAAAACAUAUCUUUUAAGUUCUGGGAUCCAACCAAUAACCAGUUGAUAUUAGUUUAUUGUGAUAGUAGGGAAAUAACUUUUGAUAGAAAUAUAUCUUUAAACAAUAUAUAUUGGAUUAUUAACUAUCAAUUAUUAAUGAUGUCUUUAUCGAUACAAUUGACAAUGUCUUUAUGAAUAAUGUUUUUGAAUAAAAGAAUUUAACUAUAUAUUAAUUUAUUAUUGUACAUGUAUAAAGGUACAAAAAGCCAAUAACAUUAGUCAUGGCUGCAUAGGUUUUUUUACACUCAUAGGUUUCUUACUGCUUGGUAUUUGUAGUUUGUACCAUGACUAACAAUUGCUCUUGUAGCAAAACACAAUCUGUAAAAAUUAUUUUAUCAAGAUGCAAUUAAUCCUCACUCAAUGUUUAAACAUACACUGCUGUAUAAAGUAUCACAUAGAUCAAUGUCUAUAUUGAUAUUACCUGUCACAUGCUGAAUUCUCAUCAAUAUAAAUAGCUGCAAUAGACCGUGAUAACAAAAAUUUGAAAGUGGUCUCAAAAAUUUUUUUUAUUUUUUUUUUAUUUUUACAGCAUUUUGUUUUUCUACAAAUAAAAAUGGUUAUAUAUUAUGAUAAUUGGAGAAGAAUCUGAGUAUGGUUAAAAUUAAGAUAUAUAUAUAUAUAGAAACAAAACUUUUCUUUUAGUGUAUAUUAUUCAUGGAGAUUUAAAAUCUUUCUUUAGGUUUUAGAGGAGUUUAAUAAUAUUAAUUGUAUAGAAUUUGUUAAUUGUGUAAAAUUAUAUUAUUGUAUAGAAAGUUGUUAAUUGCAUAUGUAUUGUUGCUCAAGGCUUUUUAACCUAUUAUACUAUAAUCUUUUAGAGGCAUUUAAUUACUAGAUAGCGUAAUAAACUACAACACAUACUUAUGGGAGAGAGAAAUGGGGUUUAAUGUCCACUCGAUACAAACUGUCAUGUCGGGACUAACACAUGGUUCAAUUUUAUUUCAAUAAUUCGCUUGCGCGUAGGGUUCUUUAGCAGUAGGAGGAAACCGGAGGACCUGUAGAAAACCCACAAGGUUGGACAGGCGACCUUACUCCUUGUCACGUACAACCGGGGAAUUUGGAAUCCCGCCAGUUGACUCAAUGACAGACCGUAUGAUACAGAGCGAACAUGCUAACCAUUCGGCCAUCCAACCCCCCACAUACUUAUGGAAAACAGCUACCGUACUAAUUUAUAUGGGGUGAUGUUUCAAAGAGUAUACUAUCUACGUUAUCAAUCUUUUAACUGCACUUACUACUGAGAGUAUACUCUUCAAACCCUCGCCCAAAUAUAUUAGUUGCUGUUUUCUAUAAGUAUAUGUUAUAGUUUAUUAUUAUAUUAUAUGUCUCUAUAAACAAUACACCAAACAGCUUUUUUGUUCAAUGUCAUUUAUAACUCAACACUUGUUAAAUUAUUACAUCUUUUUAUUACUUUGUUGUUCUUAUAGUUUAAAAUAUCUCAUUGUUCAGUUUUUUAUUUACCUUUUUUUAAAUUAUUAUUCAUAUAUUCUUCAACAUUCAAGAAUAUUUAAUAUCGUAUUAAAGGAGGCAAAUGUCUAACUGAAUAUCAUCCACAGUCUUUGACUUUGUAAACACAACUUGUUGGUCAAUUUAAAUCAACAUUGAUGUUGUUAUGUUAUUACCGUGAAAAAAUGGGCUUCUGAUAUCCAAUAUUUAAGACAAAAUGAAAAUUUUAAAAUUGGCACACGAAUCACGUGCCAGAAUGCUUUCGAGUGCCAUUUUAAAAUCUAGCGGCUCAAUGCACGAGGCUAAACAUAUCCCACAGGAGAAUACUACCGGUGUAGACUGAAAUAACCAGACGCUAAAGACUGUCAUGCAUCUUGGACUCUUUGCGUAUUCACCGAACAUAACCGAUUAGAAAUUACAGUAAAAACAGAAAUGAUUGAAUGUAAAUCAGUUUACAUUCAUAUUACAUUAUUAUAUGCUUUGCAACACAUUUGUGUCCAUUUCUAGGUGCCAAAGAAUAGAGAUUUAGCUCCUUUAAUCAAUAUAAGAUUGUUUAUUUCCCCCAUACCUUUAGAAGAAAGCAGGGAACUAUUGAAAUGGGUCCCGCCAGCUAGCUGUCUGUCCAUCACAAUUUGUUGGGACACAAUAACCCUGCCUCUAAUGGAGUGAGAAUUUUCUGCUUAGAAUAAUCAGGGAUAAGGACUUCGAUUUGUCAAUGCUUUUGGGACACAAUUACUUUGAUUCUAUUUGAGUGAGAGUGAGUGUAGUUUCAUUACAUCAAUACUUUGACUAAGUUUGAGAGUGAGCAUUUUAGGCUCAGGUUAAGCAAAGUGAUAAGCAAUUUAAUUAGUGGGGACUUUUGACCACAAUAACUUUGAUUCUGAUUGGGUGAGAAUGGUGGAACUUAGUCUAUAAGUCUAUAGUUUCAUUACCUCAAAAUUGUGACUAAGUUCGAUCAGCUAAGUUCUGCUUAGACCAUGUAUAGAUGAGCAGUUCAAUUGCUCAGUGCAAAUAAUUAAUGUGUGUCAUGUAUUUAUUUUGGGAUUGAGAUGGGGGGACAUUAGACUCACUGCCAGCUUGUUAACAAUAAUUCUGUUACAUAUAAUUAACACAUACAGUAUAUAUUUACGGGUGUGAUAAACAAUGUAUUAACCAAACUCCCCAAAAUUGUACGUGAUUUGGGAUAUGUUGAUGUUCUCAUCAAAUAUUCAGUUUCAAAUACAUUUGCUCAGUCAGUGUUGAUUUCAUUUGUUGUUCUAUAGGAACAUGUUUUUUUGUUGAUCAAGAUUUAUCGAAACAUUGAAGUCACCAUUGAAAACCCAUCUUUUAUGUGACCAACGAGGAAAUUCUUGAAAACACAUCAGGAACUCAGUGUUCAGUAAUCAUGUGUUAUAUAAAUCCUGAUAUUAUUAUUACAAUGAUGUGUUAUGUAAAUCAUGAUAUUAUUACAAUGAUGUGUUAUAUAAAUUAUAUUAUUAUUAAAAUGGACAUAUUUGAUUUCUCAUCGAGAUAAUUUAUGGAAUCUAUGAACCAACUCAUUCUGUUGCUGCCAUUUUCAUUAGUUAGAGUCAGACCUAUGAAAUAAUUUAUAUAGACCCAGGAACAUUCCGCCUAUUUAUAUUUCUUUUGUUGCUAUUAUCUAUUGCGCUUUUCUAUAUCCUUUUUGAUAGGCAUUUAGUUUUGAACAUAUUUAAGAAAACAAGGGUACACUUUUAUGGAUAAAUUCUGUAAUUAUAUAUCCAUAAAAUUAUACAUUGUGUCGGUGGGUUGGAUGCAAAAUAUUGGGGAUGGGGGGAGGGUCCUUCCUCCCAAAUUUUCUGAAUAUAACGUUCAAUUUCAACCCUAUAUCACCCAAACCAACAAAAAGCUCAAAUUUACAUGUUUCAUAGAAACAAAACAAUAAGUGAAUUUUUGAUGCUGUUUAUUUAGGGGAAUCUGUGGCCUCUGGGACCUACAAUGGAUCCGCAACUGCCUUGUGUUACUAUUGAAUAUAUCAAGUAUAGCAGACAUUAUACAGGGUAUAUAGCAUGUGUUAAAAGUAUUUGUUCUACCUGUAAAGACUGUUUGUUGAAAACUUGUUAAACUGUUUGAAUCAAUAAUGACCAUGGAACCUAUUAAUGGUUAUAUUUACUUUCUUUUAAUAUAUAACAAUUUUCUAUAAUUUUGUGUUUUUGUAUUUUAAAUAUAUGAUUCCUUAUUGCUGUGCUUCUUGGAAUAUUUUAAUAAAGUAAAAGGUUUUGAAAGUGCCAAAUAAUCAAUUUAGUCUUAGUCACUAUUGUAUCUUUUGAUUUUUUUUGUAAUUUUACAUUCAAGAAUUAUUAUAAAAAGAAAAAGAAAGUCUAGUCUUAUUGUCUUUUAUAUAUUCCAUUUUAUUGUUUGAUUUUGUGCAAUUUUACAUUCAAGAAUUAUUAUGAAAAGAAAGGUCUAUGAUGGUUUUGUUAUAACACGUGUAGGCUUCUGUUCUUUUACUUUUCUAAUCUCAUAUUACACAUUAUUUUAUGUAUAACAGGGUCUAUUACAGGGUAUUCUUUGGGGGACAAAAAACUGUUAAUGAUGGGUUUAUUAUAACACAGGGUAUGCUUCUGUUUAUAAUCUCAUAUUAUAAAUUAUUUUGGUUAAAGCAGCAAUAAGUCUCUGCCUUAUUUUAUUUUAAUCAUACUGAUUGUUGAAUAAUAAUAUUAAUUUAAACAUAAUUCUAAUAGUUUAAGCUCUGGUACAAGUUAUAUUCUGGAAUAAUGCCCAGUGUUUAUCUUACUAUGACAUCACUUACUGUAAACAGGUUACCAAUUUAAGAAAUAGAGUUUUCAAUUGUCGUAUUUAAAGAAAUGUGGAGGUUUAUAAGAUUCAAUAAUCAUGAGAGUACCCCCAUUGAAACGUUGGCAGUUAAUAAACCGAGUGAAUAUUUUCCAUAAAGCUGUUCGUUCGUUCGUUCUUGGUGUUUAACGCCUGCUUCCACAUAGUGAUAUCGCAGACAAGACAUAGGAGAGCCGAAGCUGAUUCCUGUUUUUUAGAAUAUGAUUUUGCAAUCUUUCCAUUUGGCCUUAGGCCAUGGAUUUGUAUAAAGCUGUCUGUUAUUCAAUAGGUUUAUAGAUGACCAAAGACUGGAUCUGAUUGGUUUUUAUAAAUCAAUAACAAUUGCUACUUUAAAACUAGGUUUAUUACAGUUAACAAAUGGGGUAAAAUAUGAGAGUUGUUUAUAAAUGAACUAGAAUAUCUUUAUUGUUGUGUUGUUAAUUUUUCUUAUCUAUAUUAUUGUAUAUAAAUGAAGAUUGUAGAUAAAUUACAAAAGAUUUUAACUUCAUUGAAAAUUAAUUUUAAAUUUGUAUUGAUAUACUUUGCAGCACCUUUUUUCUAGAAUUAUAUACACUUAGACAUCAAAGAAUCAAAAACUAUAGACAUUAUUAAGUCACAUUUGAAGAAGCAUCUAUUUGAUGAGAAUAAACAAUAAAUAAUUUACAUAUUAUGUUAAGUGCAUAAAGAACUUUAUUUGAUGUAAAUUUUUUAAUUUCUAUUGCAUGGUUACCCUUUUUGGAUGUUUUCAGAUUUUUUUAUAGCAUAAUUAUUCUUUACCUGCUUGUUCUGUCAAAUGACUUAUAAAUUUUUUGUUUGAUAUUCAUAUAGUUUUUACCUAUUUCUAUUUUUUCAAACAAGAUGUAUACUAUACAGUUUUUAUUAUUUAUUGCAUGGUAAUUUAUUAGUUUUACUCCAUGUUUAUUAUAGCUUUAUUUACACUGAGCUGGGACUUUUUCGAUGCCGUACUGUACAAAGGGGAAAAUUUGCAGCUUGGUAUGCUCUUAUUUGGUGCUGUAUUAAAACUACUGGGGAAGAUUCGCAGCAUGCUAGGCCCUUAUUUGGUGUCGUAAGUACAUGUAUUAAACUACCGGGAAAGUUUUGCACCAUAAUAAGCGCUUAUUAUAAGCAUAUAAACAUAAAACCAUCCAUCGGUUUGUACAGGACAGGUCGUACUCAUAUCACAAGGUUGUACAGGCAACCCUACUCCUCGUCACAUACAGGUGUGGGAAUCAACCUUAUGAUUUAAAAUGCAUGUGUUGACCAUUCGACUACCCCACUCCCCUGGUAUUACAGUACCAGUACCUUAGUGUAAAUACAGCUUAUAUCUUUACAUAGUGCUUUUAUUAUAUCAUUCAGUAUCUUUAAAGUGAUUAUUCUAGUUAAGUGCCAAUAUGGUUA